AUGGCCAAGACUCGAGGGUCUUCAUUUGCGGCAUUGAAGCCAAGGGCUACUAUGAAAGAGAAAGGCAAGGGCAAGGUCACUCAGAGAGAUGGUGAGGCUGAACCCAAGGAGCCCGAGUCUAGGAAACGACAAAGGGCCAUUUAUGAGUCAACUAUUACAGAGAGGGUAGCCACUUGUGAGUGUAUGGUUGACCUGAAUAGGUUGGGUAAGACCAUGCCAAUCUUGGCCCCUGGGGAAACACCACAGAGUUUUCCUCCACCAGCUUCCAUAUCUGGAGCUACCACUUUAGGGGCUGCUGCUCCAGCUACUUUAGCACCACCUCUAGCAUUUGUGUUUGAGCCGAGAGAUGCAGUUCAAUAG
This is a messenger RNA of Ilex paraguariensis (yerba mate), 360 nucleotides long. Lineage: Eukaryota; Viridiplantae; Streptophyta; Magnoliopsida; Aquifoliales; Aquifoliaceae. The record is from the annotation of a GenBank genome assembly.